GCUCUCCUUCUCUCUCUCUCUCUCUCUCUCUCUCUCUCUCUCUCUCUCUCCACCUCCCUCCCAUUAACGUCCGUACAGUUUUUUGGGUUUCCACACACAAAAUGGAGAAGACGACUGUGGAUUAUAAGCUGAAAGAAUACGAGACCCGUUUCCGCAAAAAGUUGGAGACAUUUCAAUCCCAGGCGGCCUCCCUCGUCCACCUGACCAAGCAAUACAAGGAGCUCCAGGCCCGGUUCGACUCCGCCCAGAACGACCUCCGGACCCGGUUCCGGGAGCUCAAGGACCGGGAGAACCAAAUCGGAGUCAAAGAGAAGGAGGCCGAACAAUCGAGUAAGAGCCAAUUGCUUUCCUUGAAAUCUUUGAUUAAGAAACACGUUGAUGAGCUUGAUGCGUUGAGCGAGAGGGUUAGGGAGAAGAGGGAGGUGACCGAAAGCCGGGUUUCGGAGAGGACGAGUGAGUUGAGUUGGGUUGAGAGAUGCGUGUUUGAGAAGAGGAGAGAGUGUGAUCUGAAACAAAGGUGCAUUGAUGAGUGUGAGAAAGAGAUGGAAUUGAAAAGGGAGAUGAUAGAGGACAUGGAUUUGAGAGCGAAAGAGUCAAUGGAGGAGUGGCGUUGUAGGCUUGAAUUGAAAGAGAGGGAGCUAGAAGGGUUGUUUGACAAGUUUGAAUUGAGAGGGCAAGAGUUAUUUGAGCCAAAUAUUGUUGAGGAGAUUCGUGUUAUUGAUAAAAGGGUGGAGGAGUGCAUCAAUGAGGUUGAGAUUAAAGAGACGUGUUUGGAGAGACUUGAGAAAUCAAUAGAGGAACGCGAAAAGUCUGUGGAUUUAGUCUCCCAUGAACUGAAGAUGAAAGAGGGGGAACUUGAAGAGAAGGCUAAAGAGUUUGAAAUGUUUGCUUCUCAAGUGAAGACUGAGCAGUUGGAAAGAGAAGAGCAUUUUGCUUCACUUGAAAAAUCGAUGGAAGAACGGGGAAAGAACUUAGAUGCACUUGAAAAAUCGAUACAAGAGCGCGAAAGGUAUUUGGGUUUAGUUUCCCAUGAACUGAAGAUGAAAGAGGGGAAACUUGAAGAGAAGGCUAAGGAGUUUGAAUUGUUUGCUUCUCAAUCGAAGACUGAGCAGCUGGAAAAAGAAAAGCACUUUGCUUCACUUGAAAAAUCGAUGGAAGAACAAGAGAAGACCUUGGAUGCACUUGAAAAAUCGAUACAAGGGCGUGAAAAGUCUUUGGAUUCAGUCUCCCAUGAACUGAAGAUGAAAGAGGGGCAGCUUGAAGACCAAGCCAAAGAGUUUGAAAUGUUUGCUUCUCAAUCGAAGACUGAGCAGCUGGAAAGAGAAAAGCACUUUGCUUCACUUGAAAAAUCGAUGGAAGAACAAGAGAAGACCUUGGAUGCACUUGAAAAAUCGAUACAAGGGCGCGAAAGGUAUUUGGAUUCAGUCUCCCAUGAACUGAAGAUGAAAGAGGGGCAGCUUGAAGAGCAAGCCAAAGAGUUUGAAUUGUUUGCUUCUCAAUCGAAGACUGAGCAGCUGGAAAGAGAAAAGCACUUUGCUUCACUUGAAAAAUCGAUGGAAGAACGAGAGAAGACCUUGGAUGCACUUGAAAAAUCGAUACAAGAGCGCGAAAAGUCUUUGGAUUCAGUCUCCCAUGAACUGAAGAUGAAAGAGGGGCAGCUUGAAGACCAAGCCAAAGAGUUUGAAAUGUUUGCUUCUCAAGUGAAGACUGAGCAGUUGGAAAGAGAAGAGAAUUUUGCUUCACUUGAAAAAUCGAUGGAAGAACGAGAGAAGACAAUGGAUGCACUUGAAAAAUCGAUACAAAAGCGCGAAAGGUAUUUGGGUUUAGUUUCCCAUGAACUGAAGAUGAAAGAGGGGCAGCUUGAAGAGCAAGCCAAAGAGUUUGAAUUGUUUGCUUCUCAAUCGAAGACUGAGCAGCUGGAAAGAGAAAAGCACUUUGCUUCACUUGAAAAAUCGAUGGAAGAACGAGAGAAGACCUUGGAUGCACUUGAAAAAUCGAUACAAGAGCGCGAAAAGUCUUUGGAUUCAGUCUCCCAUGAACUGAAGAUGAAAGAGGGGCAGCUUGAAGAGGAGGCUAAAGAGUUUGAAAUGUUUGCUUCUCAAGUGAAGACUGAGCAGUUGGAAAGAGAAGAGCAUUUUGCUUCACUUGAAAAAUCGAUGGAAGAACGAGAGAAGACAAUGGAUGCACUUGAAAAAUCGAUACAAGAGCGUGAAAAGUCUUUGGAUUCAGUCUCAUAUGAACUGAAGAUGAAAGAGGGGAAACUUGAAGAGGAGGCUAAAGAGUUUGAAAUGUUUGCUUCUCAAGUGAAGACUGAGCAGUUGGAAAAAGAAAAGCAUUUUGCUUCAGUUGAAAAAUCGAUGGACGAACGAGGAAAGAACUUAGAUGCACUUGAAAAAUCGAUACAAGAGCGCGAAAGGUAUUUGGGUUUAGUUUCCCAUGAACUGAAGAUGAAAGAGGGGAAACUUGAAGAGAAGGCUAAGGAGUUUGAAUUGUUUGCUUCUCAAUCGAAGACUGAGCAGCUGGAAAAAGAAAAGCACUUUGCUUCACUUGAAAAAUCGAUGGAAGAACAAGAGAAGACCUUGGAUGCACUUGAAAAAUCGAUACAAGGGCGCGAAAAGUCUUUGGAUUCAGUCUCCCAUGAACUGAAGAUGAAAGAGGGGCAGCUUGAAGAGCAAGCCAAAGAGUUUAAACUGAAGCAAAUUGCAUUUGCUUCUCAAGUGAAGACUGAGAUGUUGGAAAGAGAAGAGCAUUUUGCUUCACUUGAAAAAUCGAUCCAAGAAAGAGAAAAGACUUUGGAUUCACUCAAGAAGUCGUUCCAAGAGAGCAAAGAGCAUUUGGAGAGACAACUUGAAGAGCAGGGCAGAGAGCUUCAAUCAAAGCAAAAAUUAUUCGAUUCUCAGCAAGUAGAAAGAGAAAAGCAACAUGAUAUAUUUGAAAAGUCCUUGGGAGAACGCAAAAAGCAGUUCAAUGUAUUCCAAAAGUCGGUUCAGGAGCAGAAAGAGCAUUUGGAUUCACUCUCCCAUAGACUCCAGAUGAAAAAUAGGCAACUUGAAAAGCAGGGCAAAGAGCUUGAAUUGAAGCUAAAACAACAUGAAUCUCAAGUGAAGGCUGACCAGUUGGCACUUACACCCACUGCUAAUAAUAUGAUUAUUCCAUUUAUGAGUGAUCAACCCAGCAUCAGUACAGAUGGUAGAAGCUUGCAGUUGUUAAUCGAUGAGAAUUUAAACAAAGCUGAAUUGGUGGGUGGCGAAUUAUCAGCUCUUUUAGAUGCAGAUGAGAUUUUAAAGCUUCUUGGAAUGAUUUCUCAGCAUAAGCAGACUAUACAGUUAUGUGACUUAUGUCAGACACUUGGUUUUGAAGAUAAAAUCCCUGAUAUUAUUUGGAAUCUCAUUGAAAGAAAGCAACUGAUUGAGGCUGUUAGAUUUAUCUGCACCUUCAAGCUAAAUGACGAGUUUCCCCCAGCACCACUCUUGAUAGAAUUUGUGGAGGAUGCAAAGAAGUGUUGCAGUGAAAUGCUCAGUGAAGUGAAAUCACAUGAUGAAAAGGAAAAGUUUGUGGACGACCGAAUAGCUGAUCUAAGAGCUGUGGUUCAAUGCAUUGAAGACCACGGCCUCGAGUCCCAAUACCACUCAAUCGACAUUUUGAUGGAUAUUCAAGGUCUUCAGAAACUAAAGGAGAAUGGAAAGUUGGUGCUGUCUCUUCCGCCCAGUGUUGAAAAACAAGAGCAGAGAAAAGGGAGGAAACAAAGUUCCAGCAGUCUCCCCUCCACAUCUCACACAUAUCAGCUGCGUAAAAGAACAUAAUCCGUGAGCCAUGUCAGCUGCUAGUCUCCAUGCAUUGCCAACUUUCACCUCCGGCUAUCCUGUCUAGUUUGUUGUCUUUGGCAGUUGGGUAUGUCUGCCAAUGACUAUGAAAUUGGUGCUAAUUCUGUUUCCAGAGAGAAUGCUGGAAUACAUCUUUUGAAUCAAGGUCUUUCCUAGACAUCAUAGUAAUGUCCUUAACUAAACCUAGUGUGAACCUGCAACAAAUGCUAAUAUGAAGUACUUGUUGAUGCUGUUA
This is a messenger RNA of Rosa rugosa (rugosa rose), 4059 nucleotides long. RefSeq lists its product as uncharacterized. The transcript has 3 exons. The record is from RefSeq and is a predicted model, not a curated record. Lineage: Eukaryota; Viridiplantae; Streptophyta; Magnoliopsida; Rosales; Rosaceae. The coding region runs from base 102 to 3803 and encodes 1233 amino acids.